Molecule: messenger RNA, 1593 nt
Organism: Rasamsonia emersonii CBS 393.64
Lineage: Eukaryota; Fungi; Ascomycota; Eurotiomycetes; Eurotiales; Trichocomaceae
Product: MFS sugar transporter
Exons: 3
Coding region: 1-1593 (530 amino acids)
Biological process (GO): carbohydrate transport; transmembrane transport
Cellular component (GO): membrane
Molecular function (GO): carbohydrate:proton symporter activity
Source: RefSeq, a predicted model, not a curated record
AUGACGAAAGAACGCAAAAACAACGUCGUGGGAGAUGACCUUGCUCGGGUUCUCCCAGCGGACCGACGGGCGUGGUGGAAGACGCCGCAUCUGUUGAAGCUGAACGGCUUCAUCGCGGCUCUGCUGCUGUAUUCCAGCACGGUCGGCUAUGACACGUCGUUGAUGAACGGGCUGCAGUCCCUGACGCAGUGGAAAGUCUUUAUGGACCACCCCGAGGGGGCCUGGCUGGGGUUCAUCAGCGCCAUCCAGUCCUUGGGGGCGAUCCUGGGAUUGCCGCUCCAAGCAUGGGCCGCCAAUCGCUACGGACGCAAGCCAUGCAUCUGGAUCGGCUACAUCUUCAUCACCCUGGGGGUGGGACUGCAAGUGGGUGCGCGCAACCCAGCCAUGUUCAUUGUGUCUCGUCUGUUCAUGGGCCACGCCGGCGCCUGGUUCCAAGCCGCCAUGAUCCUGAUCACCGAGAUUGCCUAUCCGACGCACCGGUCCAAGCUCUCGGCCAUGUACAACUGCCAGUUCUAUGUCGGCUCCACGCUGGCGGCGUGGCUCACGUAUGGCUGCCGAAACAUCAAUUCCUCGUGGGCCUGGAGAAUCCCGUCAUUGUUGCAGAUCGGGUUUCCCGUUCUCGCGCUGCCAUGCGCUCUCCUCUCCCCCGAGUCCCCCCGUUGGCUCAUCAGCCAGGAUCGACACCGCGAAGCGAGAGAAUUCCUGGUCAAAUAUCACUCCGGCGGAGACGAGUUCGACCCGCUGGUCACCUUUCAGAUGGAGGAGAUCGCCAAAUCGAUUGCCAUGGAGCGCGAGGCGCAGAAUUCGACUCACUGGAUCGAUAUGCUCAAGACCAAGGGGAACCGUCACCGAUUCUUUAUCAGCGUCAGCUUGGGCAUCUUUGCUCAGUGGAACGGAGUCGGUGUCGUGUCCUACUAUCUCACUCUGAUCCUCGAUACGAUCGGAAUCACGUCUGUGACGCAGCAAACGCUGAUCAACGGCUUCCUCCAAGUGUGGAAUCUGAUCAUGGCCGUGUGUGGAUCGAUGGCCGUCGACUUUGCUGGGCGUCGGACCCUCUUCUUCCUAUCCACAGGCAUCAUGCUGGUCAGCUAUAUCAUCAUCACGGGCCUGUCGGGCAGCUUUGCGACGACUCACCUGAGCAGCGUGGGCACCAGUGUCAUCCCCUUCUUGUUCAUCUACUACGGCGGUUACGACCUGGCCUUCACCCCCUUGGUAAUCGCCUACCCGGCGGAGAUCUGGAAUUACUCGCUGCGGGCCAAGGGUCUGGCGCUCACCUCCACCUGCACCUUUCUCGCGCUGCUGUUCAACCAGUUUGUGAAUCCCAUAGCCCUGGCCUCGAUCGCAUGGAAGUAUUAUAUUCUGUAUAUCUGCCUGCUCGUAGUGAUCUUGUUGACGGUCUGGCUGGCCUAUCCGGAGACGCGGGGAUACUCUCUGGAGGAGAUUGCCGUGGUCUUUGACGGGGAGGAUGCGGCCGUGCCGGGUGAAGCCGAAGUCCUUGGGAAAGUGGCGGCGGUGAAGCAUGAUCUGCUCGCACAACACGUGGAGAAUGUGGCGGGAAGAGAGGAAGCAGAAAGAGGGAGAGAAGAAAAAUAG